This is a messenger RNA of Aspergillus heteromorphus CBS 117.55, 1745 nucleotides long. Its product is annotated as GTPase-activating protein GYP1. Gene Ontology annotation, biological process: activation of GTPase activity. Bases 208 to 1698 code for a protein of 496 amino acids. Gene Ontology annotation, molecular function: GTPase activator activity. Lineage: Eukaryota; Fungi; Ascomycota; Eurotiomycetes; Eurotiales; Aspergillaceae. The record is from RefSeq and is a predicted model, not a curated record. Gene Ontology annotation, cellular component: Golgi apparatus. The transcript has 5 exons.
GCGUCCUCCAAACAACCUGAUCAGAACACCGUCGUUGGUGCUUCGUACUCUCACGCCAAUAUUCUAAAGUCAGUAGGCAUAUCGCCGCAACAUGUGCGCUCGCGAACACCACCGCUGCCAUCAUCUACCAACCCUCAACAUGUCUCCUUGUCGCCCCGUCGCUCGGGCGGGUGGUCCUCAUCCCCUCGUACUUCGUAUUCCAGUAUCAUGAAUCGUGGCAUGGAAGCCUGGGGUGGUGAUCAGUUGAGAGAAAACGAUGAGGAUGAUGAUCAAGAAGAGGACAUCACCUACGACGAUGACGAGGAUGAAUUCGGGCUUCCCAGUAUCACCAGCAUGCGAAAAAAGCAAUCCCAGAGCACCGAUACUUGUCAGCCCAAGUCUGUUGACCCGGGCGGAGGACUUGCUAGCAAUGCCUCGACCCUUGGUGUUGGUCUGGGAAACAAUCGGCAACGCGCGGAUAGUUCAGAUAUUGCCGAGGAACGGGGUGUCCCUAUGUACCCUGCAGCUAAGAAAGGAGAGGGCAAGAUUUUGCGACCACAAUACAAAGAAAUUUUGCAAGACCCAGCCAACGCCCUCAACCUCAUAAACCAUGUACCGCCUCCUAGAAAUGCAUCGCCUAAAGAUAUGGAUAUGCAUUCAAGCCGCAUUUCAAGAAUCAACAAAUUCAAACGUCUCCUACAAACAAGCACCGUUCCUCUGCUAGAACUGAGAAACCUAGCUUGGUCGGGCGUUCCAGAUGAAGUACGAGCAAUGACCUGGCAAUUGCUCCUGGGAUACCUCCCCACAAAUAGCGAAAGGCGCAUCCCAACUCUUGAAAGAAAGCGCAAAGAAUAUUUGGACGGGGUUCGACAAGCCUUUGAGCGCAGUACUGCCACGAAUUCUGAAAACCCACCCUCGUCGGUCGCAGGGCGUGGUAGAGGCCUGGAUGAAGCAAUAUGGCAUCAGAUCAGCAUCGACGUUCCUCGCACUAGCCCUCAUAUUCAACUCUAUAGUUAUGAGGCUACUCAACGGUCAUUGGAAAAGAUACUGUACGUCUGGGCUAUUCGACAUCCUGCUAGCGGCUACGUGCAAGGUAUUAAUGACCUUGUAACACCCUUCUGGCAAGUAUUUCUGGGCACUUAUGUAACAGACCUUAAUGUCGAGGAAGGUAUGGAUCCUGGCCAACUACCCAGAAGUGUGCUUGAUGCCGUGGAAGCGGAUACAUUCUGGUGUCUUACAAAGUUGCUUGAUGGUAUUCAGGAUAAUUAUAUUUAUGCUCAACCGGGUAUUCACAGACAGGUCAGGGCCCUACGCGACUUGACCAUGCGCAUUGAUUCUACGCUUGCCAAACACCUGGAGCAAGAGGGGGUCGAAUUCAUGCAAUUCAGCUUUCGGUGGAUGAACUGUCUCCUCAUGCGGGAGAUGAGCGUGCAGAAUACCAUACGGAUGUGGGACACGUACAUGGCGGAGGAACAAGGUUUCUCGCGUUUCCACUUGUAUGUCUGUGCAGCUUUCCUCGUGAAAUGGUCGGACCAGUUGAUCAAGAUGGAUUUCCAGGAGACAAUGAUGUUUUUGCAAGCACUUCCCACAAAGGAUUGGACGGAUAAGGACAUUGAGCUCCUGCUAAGCGAAGCCUUCAUCUGGCAAAGCCUUUUUCAGGACUCUCGGGCUCAUCUUCGACCGGCUGGAGACCGAUCCCCGGAGAAUGGCUUACAGUGACGACAGUCAUAAUUCAUUAAUAGGACUCGUCUCAGUAAUCUUCGGCC